Molecule: messenger RNA, 1151 nt
Organism: Rhagoletis pomonella (apple maggot)
Lineage: Eukaryota; Metazoa; Arthropoda; Insecta; Diptera; Tephritidae
Exons: 4
Coding region: 119-1114 (331 amino acids)
Source: RefSeq, a predicted model, not a curated record
UCCCUAGUAUAUACUGUGAAUGAAAUUGUUGCUUUAUAAAGGAAUUACUGCGUUAUUCGAUUGGUAAAAUAAAGUUUAAUCCUCUUCAUCACAUUCAGCAACGAAGGCGAUAUUAAACAUGGCUACUUUCAAUUUACGCAAAAUAUAUAAAAUGUUUGAUAACGAGAACGACACUAACAUUAGUGCGGAUGCACUCGAGCAACUGCAGCAAUGGCAGUUAAUUCCUCGUGAAGGGCAAUAUUUGUGUGCUCAGGGCCAUCCGCUGAGGUUGCUACCGUCUUCUGCAAAACUUGAUGGAUUUCUUUGGCGAUGUCACCAAAAAAGUGCGAGGGGCAAAAGGAAGCCGCGAACGUGCAGUGUUCAAAUUUCUAUCAGAAAAAACACUUUUUUCUAUAGGUCGAAGCUGCCUAUGGUAAAGCUCAUUGCUUUUUCUUACCUUUGGAUUAAGAAUGUACCGCAAGAUUUUAUAACAGAGGAGUUAAGUAUCUCUUUGCGGACCGCUAUUGAGUGGUCUAACUGUUGCCGUGAGGUGGUGUAUACUGGUAUGAAUCGAAUAGGGUAUCAAAUCGGUGGCGCCGGGUCUGUCGUUGAGAUAGGCGAAAGCGAAUUCGGCCGCCGGAAGUAUGAUUCGGGUCGUGGUGUUGAGGGGCAGUGGGUUUUUGGUGGAGUGGAGCGGGGUACCAAUAGGUGUUUCCUUGUUCCCGUUGAACAGAGGGAUAAGGAAACCUUAUUGGCCAUUAUAAAACGUUGGAUUCUUCCUCAUACGACUAUAGUUUCCGAUUUUUGGAAGGAAUAUCACUGCUUAAGGGACGAGGGGUAUGUUCACCUUAAACAAAACCAUUCGAUUAACUUUAAAAAUCCACAAACCCAAGAACACACCAACACCAUUGAGGAACUUUGGCGGCAUGCCAAGCAUUCAAUGCCUCAACACCACCGAAACAAAAAGAUUUUAAGCGAACAUUUGGCAAAGUUUUUAUUCACGCGGCAUUGCAAGCUUGCAGACUUAGAUGCCUUGAACGUAUUUUUCGAAAUGGCGGGCUUAUCGUACAAUCCAAUGAGUCCGUACUUAGAUAUAAGAGAAGACGACAUUAAAGAGGAGUUGAAGGAGGAGUAGUAGGUGUGCUAUUUAUUGGUCUUAAUAAGCCCUUUUU